This is a messenger RNA of Rosa rugosa (rugosa rose), 536 nucleotides long. RefSeq names its product esterase-like. Gene Ontology annotation, molecular function: hydrolase activity, acting on ester bonds. Lineage: Eukaryota; Viridiplantae; Streptophyta; Magnoliopsida; Rosales; Rosaceae. The record is from RefSeq and is a predicted model, not a curated record. The coding region runs from base 14 to 466 and encodes 150 amino acids. The transcript is spliced from 2 exons.
AUUUGCAAGUUUAAUGCCCAAGGAGGAGUACUUCUCCAAAGCAUUAUACACAUUCGACAUUGGUCAGAAUGAUCUUAGCGAGGGAUUUACCCGCGGUAACAUGACUAUACAGGAAGUCAAUGCAUCUGUAACUGAUAUAAUCACUGGUUUCUCAACUUAUAUCAAGAAAAUAUAUGAUUUGGGAGCAAGAUCAAUAUGGAUCCACAAUACGGGGCCGAUUGGCUGUCUCCCUUACAUUGUGGCAAACUUCCCAUCAGCUCAGAAAGAUGAGAUUGGCUGUGCAAAAGCUUACAAUGAAGUAGCUCAACAUUUUAACCACGAGCUGAAGCUGGCCAUAGUUCAACUCAGGAAGGAUUUUCCUUUGGCUGCAUUCACUUAUGUAGAUGUGUAUUCUGUCAAAUACUCUCUUUUCGAGGAACCUGAAAAGUAUGGUAAGUCGAUAUUGAAGCAUUAUAAAUCCUCAUAACAUUUUAAAUUUCACGGAUUCAAACCCCUUGAUGAAUUCUUUACGUCUUUUUGUUGUGUUUAUCAUUUAA